This is a messenger RNA of Phragmites australis (common reed), 1638 nucleotides long. RefSeq names its product dehydrogenase/reductase SDR family member FEY-like. The record is from RefSeq and is a predicted model, not a curated record. The coding region runs from base 141 to 1337 and encodes 398 amino acids. The transcript has 8 exons. NCBI's taxonomy places the organism in Eukaryota, Viridiplantae, Streptophyta, Magnoliopsida, Poales, Poaceae.
AGGAGACGGCAGGUCUGCACACAGCCACAGCUGGCUGGUGUAGAUCGCCAUCUCGCUCGACCCACCACUGAGCAGGAGGCCACAAAGCCGGCGUCGCGGUCGCCUCCUCUCAAAGAUUCUCUCCUCUCCAGUCCUCCCGCAUGGCCGGCGACCUGCGCCUCCGUCGCGCGCCGGCGGCGGAUGGGGAGCGCGCCGCCUCCUCUUCCAACGGCAAGGCUGGCCCGCCGUCCGGCGGCGGGGAGAGGGGGAGGAGGGAUGCGCUGGGGUGGCUGGAGUGGGGCCGCGGAUGGCUGGCCAUCGUGGGGGAGUUCCUAUUCCAGCGUAUCGCCGCCAGCCACCUCGCCAACCCGCUCGAGCUGCCCCCGCUCGACGGCGUCUCCAUCGUCGUCACCGGCGCCACCAGCGGCAUCGGCCUCGAGAUCGCCAGACAACUCGCGCUGGCUGGGGCACAUGUUGUGAUGGCAGUUAGGAGACCCAAGGUGGCACAAGAGUUGAUUCAGAAAUGGCAGAAUGAAAAUUUAGAAACUGGAAGGCCACUAAAUGCUGAGGUUAUGGAACUUGACCUGCUCUCCCUCGAUUCGGUUGUAAAAUUUGCUGAUGCCUGGAAUGCUCGUAUGGCACCCCUACACGUGUUGAUCAACAAUGCUGGCAUCUUCUCUAUAGGAGAGCCGCAGCGUUUUUCAAAGGAUGGUCACGAAGAACACAUGCAAGUGAACCAUCUUGCACCUGCAUUACUGGCCAUGUUGCUUAUACCUUCCCUUCUUCGAGGUUCUCCCAGCAGAAUUGUCAAUGUCAAUUCAAUUAUGCACACAGUAGGUUUUGUUGAUGCUGAAGAUAUGAACUUGAGAUCUGGAAAAAGGAAAUAUAGAAGUUGGUUGGGAUACGCAAAUAGCAAGUUGGCGCAGGUAAAAUUUAGCAGCAUGCUUCAUAAGAGAAUUCCUGCAGAAGCUGGCAUCAACAUUAUUUGUGUCUCUCCUGGGAUUGUCGACACGAAUGUUGCAAGAGAUCUUCCCAAAAUUGUUGUAGCUGCAUAUCAUUUGAUUCCUUACUUCAUAUUUGAUGCUCAAGAAGGUUCAAGAGGUACACUAUUUGCGGCAUCUGACGCCCAAGUUCCAGAAUACUGUGAGAUGCUGAAGUCUGAAGACUGGCCUGUUUGUGCUUGCAUUUCAUACGACUGUAAUCCAAUGAAUGCAUCUGAAGAAGCACACAACCUUGAAACUUCGCAGCUAGUUUGGGAGAAGACUCUUGAGAUGAUUGGCCUCCCAUCAGAUGCCCUGGAGAAGCUCAUCGCAGGGGAAACAGUUCAGUGCCGCUAUGGACAACAGGAGGCAGAAUAGGAUAUCACAGAUCCAAAUCAUACCGCUUUUAGUUUGCAGUUUCGUAUUGUGUCUGUUCCAGUUUUUUUAUUAGAGCACCUUUUGUUAUAUCAUUUUUUCUCACGUUUGGGUUUGGUGGACCUCGGAAAAAAAUAUGGAAAAAGAAAAAAUUGAGUUUGUUAACAAUUAUGCAUCUUUGCUCUAGUUUGAGGUCAUGGUUUUUUUUUGUGCAAAAAGGAUAUCGUAAAUUAGUUGUAGAAACACAUCUCACCUAUUAUUUGUGAUCAAUGAUAGUACUAUACUUGGGACAAAAAUUGGAUGA